GUACAGAAGGCACAGCAACUUGUGUACAAACACUUCACUUCCGAAACAUGUCGCGUCAAUCCAUGUCAAAAUGAUGGUAGAUGUAUUCCAGGAAAACUAAGCUGUCAAUGCACACAAGGAUGGAUGGGGAGAUUUUGUCACAGAAAGUGUCGGAACAUAUACAAAAGUUGCGAACGAUGGGCGGCUGAAGAUAAAUGCCAUGCUGUGUUAACACAAACAAAUUUCUUCGAUGUAAACUGUGCGCUCGCUUGCAAUUUAUGCAAGCCUGAUUCAGAUCAUGAUGAGCCGGAGGUACCUCUCGCCCCAGCGCUCGAGCCGCUACAAUUUUUCCUCGGGAGGUGGUACUCUCAGGUUAUAAGAGAGCUUUCCGGCGGCAAAAGGGCUACGAUACCCGACGGACGUGUUUGCGAACGAGUACGAAGAGCUCCUGGAUGUGGCGCCUGCAAAUGUGCCAAUGUUCGGACCUCCAUCACUGAAUCUAACGUUAGUGAACUUAUUUACAAAUCAAAUCAACCCUAG
Cooperia oncophora is the source of this 519-nucleotide messenger RNA. Lineage: Eukaryota; Metazoa; Nematoda; Chromadorea; Rhabditida; Trichostrongylidae. The record is from the annotation of a GenBank genome assembly.